Messenger RNA from Anguilla anguilla (European eel), 5251 nucleotides. RefSeq names its product YOD1 deubiquitinase (gene yod1). The transcript has 3 exons. The record is from RefSeq and is a predicted model, not a curated record. Gene Ontology annotation, biological process: endoplasmic reticulum unfolded protein response; protein deubiquitination. Gene Ontology annotation, cellular component: nucleus; cytosol. Gene Ontology annotation, molecular function: cysteine-type deubiquitinase activity; protein binding. Bases 154 to 1071 code for a protein of 305 amino acids. Lineage: Eukaryota; Metazoa; Chordata; Actinopteri; Anguilliformes; Anguillidae.
AAAAUCCUACUGAAACUUUGUGUAUACGUCAUACAUUUGUGUAUUGACGGUUAGUCCGUGACGAUUUACACGUUCAGUUCUUAGGCGAAGUAUUCAUUGUUGUAAAGGGAGUCGGUCUUGCUAAAAAUACAGGAAGGGAAAGCCUGCUGGAAGAUGCUCCGUCUGCGCUGCAAGGCCAAGAAUGGGACUCACAUGAUGCAGGGCCUGACGCACCAGUCCUGUGUGGAGGAGCUGAAGAGCAAGGUGAAGGAGCUGACGGGCAUUCCCUGCGACGUGCAGAAGAUCAUGGUGGGCUACCCGCCCUCCAGCCUGGACCUGAGCAGUGGGGGAUCCCUCAAGGACUACCCCAUCAAGUCAGGAGACACGCUUAUAGUGGAGGAGGAGAAGAACAAGCCCGUGCCCCAGGCCAAAGCACCGGUGAGCAAGGCUCCCACGCCCGCCGAGCCCCGACCGGAGGCCCCGCCCGCACUGACCCGGCGCGUGGUCCCAGCCGACAACUCCUGCCUGUUCACCAGCGUGUACUACGCGGUGGAGGGCGGGGUCUACGACCCGGCCUGCGUCCCCGAGAUGAGGGGCCUCAUCGCCCAGAUCGUGGCCAGCGACCCCGCCUCGUACUCGGAGGCGGUCCUGGGCAAGAGCAACGAGGAGUACUGCGCCUGGAUCCGCCGCGACGACACCUGGGGCGGGGCCAUCGAGGUGUCCAUCCUGUCCAAGUUCUACCAGUGCGAGAUCUGCGUGGUGGACACGCAGACGGUGCGCGUGGACCGCUUCGGCGAGGACGCCGGCUACCCCCGGCGCGUGCUGCUCAUCUACGACGGCAUCCACUACGACCCGCUGCAGAGGGAGACGCCCGGCCCGGACGCCCCGCCCCAGACCAUCUUCCCGGCGGCGGACGACGUCAUCCUGGCCCAGGCGCUGGAGCUGGCGGACGAGGCGCGGAGGAAGCGGCAGUUCACGGACGUCAACCGCUUCGCGCUGCGCUGCAUGGUGUGCCAGACCGGCCUGGUGGGACAGGCAGAGGCUCGCGAGCACGCCAAGGAGACGGGGCACGCUAACUUUGGAGAGGUGUGACUGUACCCCCCGUUUCUGCCCCCUUUACAACAUCGCCUGCUGUACAUGCAAGCACACACACACACACGCAGAUAUUCAUAUGCAGACAUACACUCGCAUACACGUGCACGCACACACGUACACGCACUAGCACACACACACAUUCACUCACAUACACGUGCACGCACACACGUACACGCACUAGCACACACACACACAUUCACUCACAUACACGUGCAUGCACACACAUACGCACACUAGCAUGCACAGACAUACGCUAGAACACACAGGCAUAGCAGAAUUCAGACACAGCAGUGAGCGUGUGACCAUCAGCCACAGAGAGUGUCCCAGCACUGGAAGGUCUAUGAGAUUGUGGUAAGGUCCCUUUGGCUGUGCACCUUUGGCUUGUACUUCAGCGAGCUGACUGUAUCCCAAGUUGUGCAGUGCAGUGCCACGUUUAAGUAUGCACUGCUGACCUUACCCUCAAUCUAACGCCAGACCAUUCCCACAUAUCUCACUCUCUUUCUCACACACACACGCGCACACACACACACAUACAUAAGCACACACAUAUGGACACUACCAUCGUCCCUGUCCCUCUCUGUCUGAACUCAGAGGUGUGUUUUUCUACCUCACCCAUCUUGGAUCCACCGUUGGACGUUGUCUUCAGACACUGCUGCCCAGCCCCACUGUUACCGAACCUUCAGUGUUAAGAGCUGCUGUUAUCCGCUCUCAGAAACAGGGCUCCUGUCCUGGCCUUUCAGUUUCAUCCACAAUCCGUUAUGACAUAUUUAUUGUUUGUCCUCGAUUAUUUGUUGUCAUGUGCUCUUUGUUUUGCAUCUAGGUCAGUGAUCGUCAUUCCUGGUCCUGGAGAGCCACAGAGUCUGCUGAUUUUACCGUUACUCGGCACCUAACUGAUAACUUAAAGCAGUCGAUUACUCCGUUAUCUGACCUCACCUGGUUUCUUGAUUCUGAACUGGUUAUUGAUAUAUAGGCGAAAAACAAAACCAGCAGACCCUGUGUCCUGCCAAGACCAGGAAUGAAGAUCACUGAUCUAGGAUAUAUCCUGAUACGUAUGUGGCAUAUUUCAGGUUUGUGCUCGCCUGAAAGAUCAGUUGUACCAUAACUGACCUUAUGGAAGCCAUCCUUCUCCAAGUUCUCAAUACCAAGUGCAAUACUAGUGUUAUCAUUGCAAUGUAGUGUGUCAACAAAUUAAUGUUUUUAUUUUAUUAGUACUUUCAUUUUACCUCAUCUGCCACAUCCGUAACUUAUAUUAUAGCUUCACGUAAAAUAUGCUUAACGAGAGGCUUAAUACACAACAUAUAGACACAUUCUGUUUUAUUUCAAAGGAAAAAAACUUGAAAAUAGCAUUCAGUAGCAUGAUCAGCUCAUGGUUUUCAUAAAGCCUUGCCAUGUGAUUGACAUGAAUUGGAAAAGGUGAAAAAUUCCCACUCUUUUCUAAUAAUGUGUUAUUAGUACUGCUUAGGGGGGUACAAAUAUGUGUGCUGUAUCCAAAAAUACCCUCUUGAAAAAUUGCACACGUAUGGUCAUUUGCUUUUUCCAUUUUCACUCUUGAUACACUAAUUUCAGCCUUGAAAACACAGGUGAAUAGAUGAAAUCCUCAGCAGUAGUCUACAUUUGUGAAGUGUGUUGUUUCUUUUCAGUACAAAGUAACCCCAACAAGUUGCAGUUAUAUUAGUAUAGAUAGGGGCAGAGUUGCAGGAGGAUUUUUUUAACAACUUUAGAGGUGUUAAUUAUGCAACAGAUUGAUACAGUUUACAUAUAUCCCCAAAGGAAUAUAUUCUGUGUUAUGGCAUUUCUGGGAGCCACAUAUUCCUGCAACAAAACAUCUGGAUGUAACCCUGUCCAGAUCAUAUUCUGUACUGCCGAUCCGGAAGGCUCCAGGUUCUGUUUUUAACAUAUACCUUAUAUGUUGACUCGGUGCAGAACAGUACCUGUUAGGCAGCAUAUCUAACCCGGAUGCUAAAACAUUUCAACACAUGCUGGAGGACUGUGCAGAAGACACACAGCACAGGGCAAAUUUGCAUUGAGCGGUCUUUGUUGGAACACUCAGGUGAAAUAUAUGUGAAAUGUGGAAGCCAAAAUAAUGUGGUACAUAACUAAUGCCUCUUCAUAUCUUUGGCUGUAGUUAAUAGCCAGGCUGUACGAGCUGGAAAUGAUAGUGUCCCACGCUGACUGACUGACUGACUGAUGGCCCGACUGACUGAGCGGCCGGGUGUCCUAACUGUACCUCAUUUCACCCCUGUGUACCGAAACGGCCGGCUGUGUUGCCGGAGUCCCCGAACUGUGCCUGGAAAUAUGUGAAGCCGUUACCGAAGCAAUGCUGUAACCGUAGAUUAAAAGGAUGGAGGAAAUCUUCCCACUGCUUGUCAAAUGGGAGCAAAAAUAAUAAUAAAAAUAAACUUGGUAUAGUAUGUUUAACCAUUGUUCUGGAAUGAACAGUUGACACGUGUACUGUUUAGUCAGUGUGCUGUUAUACAUGGACAGUGUGCUGCGCUAUUGCAACAUUCUCUAUAAAGCUGGAUUUUCACCUUGCAUGCCUACAAGGAAGUUUCAAACUGAAAUUCAACACAAGCCUCUGUGUUAAGUAUAGGAUGGGGGAGGGGUCACAGAACACAUCCCUUUAGAACUGUGUGACCUGACAUUUUAUUCUCUUCUUUUAAAACAGAAAAUAAAUAAUUGUAUUCAAGCUGAUGUGACAUCGGAUUCAAGGUCAUAUUGGGCCUUGUGUAAAAUUUCAUGAAUGAAUUCACUACUUACAAUAGGGUAUUUUACAGUGUUUUGUUUCAGCAGAAAGCCAAGAGGUUAAAAAGACCUUGUUGUGGACUCUGUUGUGCUUUGUAUGGGCGUAUCAAUUAACAUUUUCUUUUUUUACGGAGGGCGGAACAGCCGUUCAUUUCAAGGAGAUGCAUGAUCACAUGGCCUUUACGUCAUACAUUCGUCGGAAUGUUGAUUAUUGUCAGUGUUCCCACUUUUUUUCAUAAGUCUGUGAUCUUGAAUAAACCACUGUGUUUGUUCCUUUUAAAGGUACAGCGUCGUAAUCACAGUGGCUGCCAUGACUGCUCCAAUGCUUAUGAACUAAGGUCCGUCAGCAUUAUAUGUAAGCCUGCGUAUCUCACUUGGUGGGCAGUUUAGUUAUGACAAUUUCAUAUUUUCAGUUCAAAAGAGCAGCAGGAGGCAUUCCAUUUAACUGUGUCAUAAGCUUGUUAUAUAGCUCCACUGAAAUCAAAAUGGUCGUGAUUCUAAAUGCAUGGACAUACGAGCACAGAGACCCGUUCAAAGAUGGUUGCACACAGCUAAUGAAUGUUGCAUGUCAAGCACUAAGCAGAUUGUACUUGAUUCCCAAUAUGCUGUCGCAAAAAAAAAAAAAAAUGAAGCUGCAUUCUUUGUGUAGAAUGUCGUUGCCAUUGUCGGUUUCUCUGCCGGUCAUGUGUGUUUCUUACAGGUAUGUUAUAGUCGUACUGUAAUGUGGAAUAAGCUUAUAUGUUGCAUAUUGGCGCAGAAUGCAUUGUGACAUUACUAUGCCGUUAUGUUCAACUUUUUACAUACUUUGUCCUCAGAUUGCCCUCAUCGUAUGGCCAAACACUGGACCCACCUCAUAGCAUUAUUCCUGUCUGUCUCUUGUGAAGAAUCACAGUUUUAAUGGAACACUGUUGAUGUAGAGUUUGUAAUGCUCAGGACAUUCUCACAUGGAACUCACACUGUGGACUUAGGAUUGAUGUGUGAUGGACACAUGCCAGACUGAAUGGGAGAGACUAUACUGGUUUAGUACAAACGCCUGUUUGUUUAAGGUUGGAAACGAAUCGAUUACGUACAAAUCUGUACCGCUUAUGCAAGAGUGAGCUGUAGAGGUUACUUUUUUUCCUGACGUGAGCAUUAUUCUGCGUAAAAGAUUGAAGUAGUUUGAAAAAGGGAAAUGGCUGGUAAAUUGCUUUUAUUUUUUAGAAUUGCAGUAGUAGACAUUUUAGAAUGGAUGGGAUGUGUUUAUGGGUUCAAUUCAUUUUUUUUUUUUUUUUGUUUUGUUCAGAAAUGCAAGCCCCUGUUGUCAUAACCUGGUGUUUUGUACUGCCCUUGGCACAUUACUGUAUAAUGAGUAUUAUUUUAUAUUUGCUGGAAAUGAAUACAGGUGCAGUGGAAAUCAGGGCAAAAUGGGCCUUCAAUAAAAUAUUGUGAAAUUAUA